AAAUUCUACCGUUCAUAAAUAUAUAUAUAUCAACUUGUGUUGUCAUUUUUCGUUUAUAAAACAAUGGCAAGAAGCAUGAAGGUAGCAUGUGUUGUUUUGGUGAUGUGCAUGGCCUUUGCUCAUAUGGCAGAAUCUGCAAUCACAUGUGAAGAUGUAGUUAAUAAUCAUACUCCAUGCAUUGGCGGUUAUACAGGUGGUAUCAUGAUUAGCACACGAUGCUGCAAUGCAGUAAAGAAAAUUGAUGCUGCCGCCACCACCGCAGCUGAUCGUCAGCUGACUUGUAGAUGUUUAAAAAUCAGGGCAGGUUAUAUUCUAAAUUUAGAUCCAAACAUUGGUGAUAAACUCUUUGUUGACAUAUGUGGUGCUAAAACUCCCUACAAGCUCAAUCGCAAUGCCGAUUGUUCAACCAUCAAGACUAAAGAAGUUGUGGCGGAUGCAGGGUUAUCUAAUAUUCUCACUACUAUAUGAGAGAGCUUAUUAUAAAGAGUUUGUUAAUAAGAAUGAGAGUGAUGUAGGUUCAUUUUGAAUAUGAUCCUAUACUCUUAUUUUAAUUUGAGUUUCUGAAUAUUCUCAUUGUUAUGUUGUUUAAAAAGAGGAUCUUAGAAUAGAUCUCUUUUGGCAAUAGUCCGGCGUUCGUGCUGUCUUUUCUUUUAAUAAAGUGUUAUGUAUUGCAAAAUUGAUGAAUUACAUUAAGUUUACUUCUUCCAUCUAGUUUUUAUGAUGUGGGGUCAACUGCCCCCAUUGUUAACAAGGUAGAUCCAUCCCUGUGAGAGAUCAUGAAUUUAUGCUAUAUGAUAAUACAUGGUGACAAAAAGACUAACCAAGGCAUCCUAAUGCAGCACCAUCGGUGUUGAAUUUGAACCAAAAUGGAAGAAGAGGCCUCAAAUGAUUUAUGUGAUGGAAGGGUGUAGCAAUCUGUCCUAAAAAUUAAAUAUUUAGAGUCGCCACCUAUUCUGAAGGGCGAAUAGGAAACCCUACGCAGUAUAAAGAUCUGGGUAAGUUAUUAUAAUCAGGUCGAGGGAAGGUGUUAGGCACCCUCAACCCUUUCCUAAGGUUUGUAUCUAAGGUUAAGGCUUAUGGCUAAAAGUUAAGGUUAAUAGCUAAAGAAGUGAAAAGGGCGAUUUGAACUGAAUGGAGGUUUUAGGGAGGGGGACUCGCCUUGGUUAUCCAAGUGCCUACGUAUCUCCUUGGGGAGAAUCAGAGUCAACUUAGUUCGGGGAUAGGGUUGUACGCCUUUGAAUUUGAUAUGAUAUGGUUUGAAGGCUUUUUGAAUGGCCUAUCGUAGUUUUUUUAAAUGCGAAGUUCGAAGGUAUUUUGAAUUACUUUUCGUAGAUUUGAAAAUCGCAGUAUUGAAGAGAUGAAAAGUAUUUUAAAUGUGUUUGAAUUUGGCGUACAACCCUGGUUUUAUAUGUUACCGUUAGUUGCGAUGAUCAAUAGGUUUGAUCACCAUAGUUAACGGAUUGAAGGAAGGAUUGCUAACCAUUCUAAUCGAUAGAUUCGAUUAUCACGAAUAGCA
Vicia villosa (hairy vetch) is the source of this 1516-nucleotide messenger RNA. Its product is annotated as non-specific lipid-transfer protein 5-like. Gene Ontology annotation, biological process: lipid transport. Gene Ontology annotation, cellular component: membrane. The transcript is spliced from 2 exons. Gene Ontology annotation, molecular function: lipid binding. Bases 64 to 468 code for a protein of 134 amino acids. The record is from RefSeq and is a predicted model, not a curated record. NCBI's taxonomy places the organism in Eukaryota, Viridiplantae, Streptophyta, Magnoliopsida, Fabales, Fabaceae.